Oppiella nova is the source of this 570-nucleotide messenger RNA. The record is from the annotation of a GenBank genome assembly. NCBI's taxonomy places the organism in Eukaryota, Metazoa, Arthropoda, Arachnida, Sarcoptiformes, Oppiidae.
CAAAAUUAUGACAAAACAGUUUCCAACGAGUAUUUCCUAAACUUGGGUCAAACCCGAGACAUAUCAGCACUUCAGUGGUAUGACUCGAAAUGUGUGGGCCCAUCUCAGCUAGCAUAUAGUUCCCUGGGUGAUCCUGUAAAUAAAGUCAAAAUCAACAUUUACAGCUCCGGUAUUAUAUUCCAUGACGUUCUGGUUGCAACAGGCCGUAUACCUAUGGGACCGGAGGCUUUCGUAACAGACUGUGCGAUUGGCACCGAAUAUGCCGGUCGUCGUGCGGAUACGGGUCAGAGGGUUAUGGGUAUGGAAUUGAGCCGAUGUUAUGCUACUUCUGUAUACUCGUCCACUGAUGCUUUCACUCACAUCCCCGACCACUGGUCUAUGGACGACGCCGUCUCCAUACUCAGCACUUAUAGUACAGUGUAUUAUGGAUUGAUUCAAAUGGCGAAGUUAAGGACAGGCGAAAGUGUUUUGAUUCACUCGGCGGCGGGAGGUGUGGGUCAGGCGGCUCUCAAUAUAUGCCAACACUAUAAGUGCGAUAUCUAUGCGACGGUCGGAACCGAUGAGAAAAAG